CUAGAAAAUUGCAAGAAAUUAGUACAUCGCGUUCCAGUGGCCCUGACGGUAUUUCCAAUUGGGUUUUAAAAACCUAUUCGGAUAUUCUCGCCUCACCAGUUGCGCAAAUAUAAUCAAUUCUUCCUUUCAAAGUUGUAAAGUCCCUCAAAUUUGGAAGCUGGCUGAUGUGGUCCCCUUACCAAAAACAUCUACUGUCAAAGACUUGGAAAGGGAAUUACGACCUAUUUCUUUAACUUCCACCCUAUCAAAGAUAGCGGAACGUCUUGUAAUCGAAAGAGAAGUAAAACCAACUUUGUUAAAGGUUGUUGAUCCCCAACAAUUUGGCUUUAUUCCAAAUUCUUCCACUGUACUUGCCUUGAUAUCGAUGCUCCAUUGUUGGUUGAGUGCAACAGAUGGAAGUGGUUCAUCUGUUCGUACUGUAUUUCUUGAUUAUAAAAAGCAUUUGACAUGGUGGAUCACACCACAUUAGUUGCGAAAUUAUUCAGCCUUGGUAUUAAGCCCUGUGUGGUUAACUGGAUUAUUGACUUUUUACGUAAUAGAUGGCAAAGGGUCAAACUAAGUGAUAAUUGUUUCUCAGACUGGCUCCAAGUUCCAGCUGGUGUCCCUCAAGGCACACGACUUGGGUCUUGGCUAUUCUUAGCCAUGAUAAAUGACUUGUGUUACAAAAUCACCUUUCAGAAAUGUGGAAAUUUGCCGAUGAUACUACGGUCUCUGAAAUUGUUGAAAAAAACGAACAAAGUACUUUACAAAUGGAUAUCGAUGAUAUUACUACUUGGUCUAUGAACAAUUCCUUUCAACUAAACCCAUUUAAAUGCAAAGAAAUGGUAAUAUCCUUUUCACGAUUACCACUGUUUUUGAACCUAUACGUAUUGGUGACCGAAAUUUGGAAAGAGUGACAAGUAUCAAAUCGCUUGGAGUUAUAUUAAGAAAUGACCUUAAAUGGAUAGACCAUGUAAAUUCAAUUGUCUCCAAAGCAGCUAAACGUUUAUAUUUGUUGAGGCAACUCAAACGUGCUGAUGUCGCUUCAGCAGAUUUGGUCAAAUUUUUUUGCAGCUGUAUAAGGUCUGUCCUCGAAUAUGCGUGCCAAUUAUUCCAUAGUUCCCUGCCACGAAAUCUUGCAAAAAACAUUGAACGUAUACAGAAGCGAGCAAUGAAAAUAAUAUUCUAUGAAUUGUCUUACGACGAGGCUCUUAACAUCGCUGGUAUUUCUACUCUUGAAAACAGACGGGAGUAUCUAUCCAAUAAUCUCUUCAACGACAUUGUUUUAAAUGAUAAUCAUAAACUUGCCAAACUUUUACCAUCCAAAGCAGGCAAUAGAGAAUUACGAAAAGAAAGAUCUUUUGAAGUUUCACCAGCAAGUACAAAUCGUUCCGGAAACUCUUUUAUCAACUUUUAUGCUAAGAAACAUUACAAAUCAGAUGUUCCUUGA
Messenger RNA from Paramuricea clavata, 1429 nucleotides. NCBI's taxonomy places the organism in Eukaryota, Metazoa, Cnidaria, Anthozoa, Malacalcyonacea, Plexauridae. The record is from the annotation of a GenBank genome assembly.